Molecule: messenger RNA, 4455 nt
Organism: Rhodamnia argentea
Lineage: Eukaryota; Viridiplantae; Streptophyta; Magnoliopsida; Myrtales; Myrtaceae
Product: protein TONSOKU
Exons: 20
Coding region: 98-4123 (1341 amino acids)
Biological process (GO): response to DNA damage checkpoint signaling; meristem structural organization; epigenetic regulation of gene expression
Cellular component (GO): nucleus
Molecular function (GO): protein binding
Source: RefSeq, a predicted model, not a curated record
CGGAUUCAAGUCUUGCUAAGGCUAUCUCUCUCUCUCUCUCUCUACCCACAAAAUCAGGCAGAAACCCUAGGCCGAUCACCGACCGGAGCACACGGAAAUGGCCAGAGACGAGGCGCAGUUCAAGGCUGCGAAGCGGGCGUACCAGAGCGCGAGAGACGAAGGGAACCACCAGGAAGAGGCGAGGUGGGCGAACGUGAUCGGGGACAUACUCAAGAACAGGGGCGAGUACGUCGAGGCUCUCAAGUGGCUGCGGAUCGACUACGAUGUCACGUCCAAGUACUUGACGGAGAAGCACUUGUUGCCGACGUGUCAGUCCCUCGGGGAGAUGUACCUGCGGCUCGAGUUCUUCGAGGACGCGCUUUUUUACCAGAAGAAACAUUUGGAGCUUGCUAAGGACUCUGAUGAUCUUGUUGAGCAGCAAAGAGCGAGUACGCAGCUUGGUCGUACGUACCACGAAAUGUUUUUGAGGUCUGUGGACGACCACUACUCUAUUCGAAAUGCUAAGAAGUAUUUCAAAUCUGCCAUGAAGCUUGCGAAAGAGCUGAAGGAGAACCCGCCGACUAAUAAGUGUUCUUUCUUAAAGGAAUAUAUUGAUGCCCAUAACAAUAUCGGUAUGCUUGAAAUAGAUCUUGACAAUUUAGUAGAGGCCCAGAAAAUAUUAUCUAAAGGAUUAGACAUAUGUGAUGAAGAAGAGGUCAUUGAAGACGAUGAUGGACGUAGUAGGCUACAUCAUAAUCUUGGAAACGUUUUCAUGGAAUCAAGGAUGUGGAAUGAGGCUCGGGAGCAUAUUGAGAAGGACAUAAUAAUCUGUAAGAGGAUUGGGCAUUGCCAAGGUGAGGCAAAGGGGUACAUAAAUCUUGGUGAAUUGCAUUACAGGGUACAAAAGUAUGAUGAAGCAAUUCUUUGCUAUCAAAAGGCGCAUGAUCUGGCACAAUCUAUGGAGGACGAGGAUGCUUUGAUGGGUCAAAUUAAUCAAAAUAUCGAUACAGUGAAUGAAGCUAUUAAGGUGAUGGGUGAGCUGAGGCUUGAGGAGCAGAACUUUAAAAAGCUGUCAAGAAAGUUGGUCAGUGCUAGGGGCACCGGAAGUGAAAGGAAAUGGCUCCUGCAACAGAAUAAGUCCCUCGACAGUCUUAUUGAGAAAUCAAGUAUGAUCACAGCAUGGUUAAAACAUCUCGAGUUUGCUAAACGCAAGAAAAGAAUUGCAAGUGAACUUUGCGACAAGGAAAAGCUGAGUGAUUCGUACCUUGUUAUUGGAGAAUCAUACCAGAAGCUCCGAAAAUUUGACAAAGCCCUGAAAUGGUACAACAAGAGUUGGGAGAUUUAUAAGUCCAUUGGCAACAUGGAGGGGCAAGCUUUAGUUAAAAUUAAUAUUGGUGAUGUUUUGGACUGUGACGGAAAUUGGGCAGGUGCAUUGGAUGCUUUUGAAGAGGGGUACAGGAUUUCUGUGGAAGCUAACCUCCUCUCAGUACAGCUUUCUGCCCUUGAGAACAUGCACUAUAGCCACAUGAUCAGAUUUGACAAUGUUGAAGAGGCAAGGAGGUUGCAGCUUCUAAUUGACAAGUUGAAGCAAUCAGAUAGGAAAGAGCUUGAAGGACCAAAAACGGCAGGAGAUUGCUGCCCUGAAACAGACACGGAAGGUGAUGAUUAUUCGUUAAAUAGUAGGUCCAGCACAUGCAGUUCUCCACUUACAUCUAAUUCUUAUAAGAGAAAACUUCACAACACUGUGGAAGAGCUAAAUGAUGAUGCCCCUUUGAUAUCCUUCCUCCAUUCAAAGGAAGUUUCACCAAAGUUCAGAACAGUCGCUCCUGUAGAGAAGUAUGGUAAUCCUGUCAAGCACAUGAUGGCAUCAUCCAGAAGUUCAUCCAAGUCAUCUGGUGAUAUGCAGAAAGUUGUUAAUCGUAAACGUAUUCGUUUAGUCCUUUCUGAUGAUGAAGGAGAAAUGCAUGCUCAGGCAGGGGGCUCAAUGGCUGGGCCACAUUCUAUGGAGAGGACAGCUACUUCUGAUGAAAGGAAUAAAGCAGCAGCAGCAGCAGCCCGGGGAUGUCAAGAUGCACCUGGAGAUGGUUCCGAAUGUACAAAGAGUUUUUGGAAUCUUGUUAAUGUAGAGGAGAGCACAUGUUCUUAUAGAACCAGGAGUUCUAAUAGAGUAGCAUCUGAAAAUGGCAAAGAAGACAGAUCCUUGAGCACCAAGGAUGUUUUUCCUGACUAUUUUGUGGCAGAUAGCUCAAAAUGUGACUUUGAUGUUUCCAAUAACCUAUCACACACUGUUCAUUUGGAUUUUCCUGCUUGCGCUGACAAAUCCAAAUUAUUGCAGCUAUUCGUAUCGUUCAAAAUCGACAAUGAACUUAUCCAUGUAGAGGCUGAGAGCUUUGGGUCCGAUGAUGAAUUCGACAUCGACUCUGUGAAGGCUGAAUUGGCAUGCCUAUACUACUUGCAUCUUUCUAAAGAAAAGAGAUCAAAGGGUCUCUUGCCAAUCAUCCAGAAAAUAUUAAAUGAGGGAAAGCCCCUCCCAUGCUUAGAAGCUGUUCAAAGGUUGAGGUAUCUCUUGGCAAAGGGAGGAGUUGAAGUACUUGUUCAUGGUUGGAUACAGAAGCCCUUGAUGAAGCUGUAUGUUGACUGCUGUGAGGACUUAACCGAGCAACCAAAUAUGAAGUUGCUCAAAAGGUUAUACAACUUGGAGGUCUCAGAAGAUGAAGUUAUCCUGUCAGAAUGUGAACUACAAGAUGUAUCAGUAACUCCUCUAUUGAAUGCAUUGCGCAUGCACGGAACAAUUGCGAUGCUUAACCUUUCUCAUAAUCUCCUAGGAAAUGGAACCAUGGAGAAACUUCAACAAGUAUUCCAAUCUUCAGGUCAGAGCUAUGGAGACUUGAGUCUGGAUCUGCAUUGCAACCGGUUCGGUCCAACGGCAUUGUUUCAGAUAUGUGAAUGUCCCGUGCUGUUUGAACGACUGGCGGUACUUAAUAUAUCCGGCAAUCGUCUCACUGAUGCUUGUGGAUCUUACAUUUCCACAAUUCUGAAAAAUUGUAGGGCCCUGUAUAGCUUGAAUGUAGAGCGCUGUUCACUUACAUCUAGAACAAUUAAUAAGGCCGCUGAAGCACUGGAAGCUGGAUCUAUGCUUACGCAACUUUAUAUAGGACAUAAUGACCUGAUAUCAGGAAAUGCUAUAAUCUAUCUGCUUUCCAAGCUUGCCUCACUGGAAAGAUUUUCUGAACUAAGUCUGAGUGGCUUGAAGCUUAGCAAAACUGUAGUUGACAGCCUAUGUCGGAUAUCUAAAAGGUUGUCUCUGUCUGGACUAAUGCUUGGAGGUACCAAUAUUGGAGCUGAUGGAGCACUACAGUUGAGUGAAUCACUUCUCUUUGAGAAUCACGAGCUUGUGAAGUUGGACUUGUCAUUUUGUGGAUUGGCAUCCAAGUACUUUUCAAGACAACUAGUUGAGACUCUGGUUUGUGGAAUUGUGGAGCUGAACCUUGGAGGGAAUUUGAUCGAGCAAGAGGGAAUUAAUGCAUUGGCAUCAGCACUUGUGCGUCCUCAGUGCAGCAUAAAAGUUUUGAUCUUAAACAAGUGUAAGCUUGGGCUUUCCGGGGUUGUCGAAAUAAUACAAGCACUAGCAGAAAACGACUCCCUGAAGGAACUCAAUCUUGCUGGUAAUGUCGAAAAUAAGGAAAUAAUAUCUAGUUCGCAAAUAGAGAUAAGUCUCAUGCAUCCUCAUUCUUCACUCGAUAGCUCUGCUGCAAAGGAAAUAGAUCCAGCACGGAAUGGGCCAUGCAUUGUGAAUCGUGAGUGCAAUCAACUCGAAGUUGCUGACAGUGAAGAUGGUCAGACUGGGAUAGAACCUGAUGCAUCUGGGGUCAAUCACAGCUGUGCUAGUUCAUGGGAGAGAAUUGGUGCAGUGGAAAGCCCGCUUGUCGAAAAGCUUUCCAUGGCCAUUGGGAUGGCAAAGCAGUUGGAAUCAUUGGAUCUGAGCAAUAAUGGAUUCAGCUUGAAUGCUGCAGAAUCGUUUUACGCUGCUUGGUCGGCUUCCAGAGGUUCUUUGGCCCAUAGGCAUAUUAGUAAAUGGACGGUCCAUCUCUCUUGUCAGGCGAACAAAUGCUGCAGAUUGAAACCUUGCUGCAAGAGGGAUUAAAAUUCACAGAAAUGGAAAGCUUUCUUUACAAUUCCAGGAAGUAUAUAUACCGGAUUCCUACGACAGAAUCACGAUUUCAGCACUUGGAAGCUGCAAUGCUGAUAUUCGAGCGUACUCCAAACCUGUUGAUGGUGAGGAGAGUUUCUAGUUAGCGAAUUUGGUUCACAUUCAAGCAGUGGAAUAGAUAUAUAAGCAUCAAAUUGUGUUCUAAAUUUAGUAACUCUAAACAUCGGGUUUAUAUAUUUGGUUGUCGUCAUUUUUCUUGCGUCAAACGAUGAACAGAAAUAGCACUGGAGAGGUGAGUUGAAUCUUGCUAGCGAUGGAAACAGAGA